Molecule: messenger RNA, 5250 nt
Organism: Olea europaea var. sylvestris
Lineage: Eukaryota; Viridiplantae; Streptophyta; Magnoliopsida; Lamiales; Oleaceae
Product: myosin-11-like
Exons: 38
Coding region: 398-4972 (1524 amino acids)
Biological process (GO): vesicle transport along actin filament; actin filament organization
Cellular component (GO): cytoplasm; myosin complex; vesicle
Molecular function (GO): microfilament motor activity; actin filament binding; ATP binding
Source: RefSeq, a predicted model, not a curated record
UCGAGAGAAGAGUGUGAAUUCUUAGCCACGAGUGUCCGACAAUUCGAAGAGAGAGUGAGAUUUUGAUCCGAAGUUACAGGGACACUCCCAAAACAAUAUUGAUUCCAUACAAUGAGAUUAACCGAACCAAGGACCGGGAAAACAAAUAAGAGUAAUCAAUCUGCUAUUUCAUGCACUCAUCAUAUCCUUGCCAUUUUAUUUUUUUUUCAGAAAUCUUGAAUUAUAUCACACUUUCGAAAUUUUCUCCUUCAUAUAUACGUCUAGAUCCUUACAAAUUUGCAUAUCUGUGCCUUUGAAUGUGUUGCCCACAACAUAUGUGUUUUGGAGGGAAGAUGGGUAGCCUCAUCCACGGUCAAGAUUGCCUUUGAGAAACUGAGGAGUGAAUUGGAGCUUAAAAAUGGGCACAGCCAUUAACAUAAUUGUUGGCUCUCACGUCUGGGUUGAGGAUCCCGCAUUAGCUUGGAUUGAUGGAGAGGUAACCAAAAUUCAAGGCCAAGAAGUUGAGAUCGAGACAAGCAAUGGAAAUAAGGUUGUUACCGAGUUAUCGAAACUUUAUCCUAAAGACAUGGAAGCACCUGCUGGAGGUGUUGAUGACAUGACAAAGCUAUCUUAUUUGCAUGAGCCUGGAGUUCUGGAGAAUCUGAAAAUAAGAUAUGAACUCAAUGAAAUCUAUACUUACACUGGAAAUAUUUUAAUAGCUAUAAAUCCAUUCCAAAGACUGCCUCAUAUAUACAAUCAGCAUAUGAUGCAACAGUACAAAGGAGCUGCUUUUGGAGAACUAAGCCCGCAUGUCUUUGCUGUUGCGGAUGUUGCAUACAGGGCAAUGAUCAAUGAAGGAAAGAGUAAUUCCAUCCUGGUUAGUGGUGAAAGUGGGGCAGGUAAAACUGAGACCACAAAAAUGCUUAUGAGGUACCUUGCCUUUUUGGGGGGCCGAGCAGCUACAGAAGGGCGCACUGUUGAACAACAAGUUCUUGAAUCCAAUCCCGUUCUUGAAGCAUUUGGCAACGCUAAAACUGUUAGAAAUAACAAUUCCAGUCGCUUUGGUAAAUUUGUUGAGAUUCAGUUUGACAAGCAAGGGAGGAUAUCUGGAGCUGCUAUCAGGACUUACCUUCUAGAAAGAUCUCGUGUUUGUCAAUUAUCUGAUCCUGAGCGCAACUACCACUGUUUUUACCUCCUUUGUGCAGCACCACAGGAGGAAAUUGAUAAGUAUAAGUUAGAUCACCCCAAAUCAUUUCACUAUCUUAAUCAGUCCAAAUGCUAUGAACUAGUUGGUGUAAGUGAUGCCCACGACUACCUUGCCACCAGAAGAGCAAUGGAUAUUGUUGGAAUCAGUUUAAAGGAUCAGGAAGCAAUUUUCAGAGUUGUUGCUGCCAUUCUUCAUCUCGGCAAUGUCAAUUUUGCAAAGGGAAAGGAAAUUGAUUCAUCAGUUCCCAAAGAUGAAAAAUCCAAGUUCCAUCUAAAAACAACAGCAGAACUACUCAUGUGUGAUUCUGCAGCUUUGGAAGAUGCAUUAUGUAAACGUGUAAUGAUUACUCCCGAAGAAGUUAUUAAGCGAAGUCUUGAUCCCCUUAGUGCCACAGUUAGCAGGGAUGGAUUAGCGAAGACUAUAUAUUCUAGACUAUUUAAUUGGUUGGUAGACAAGAUCAAUAACUCAAUUGGGCAAGACAGUAAAUCUAAAUCUAUUAUUGGGGUACUUGACAUUUAUGGGUUUGAAAGCUUCAAGCACAACAGUUUUGAGCAGUUUUGUAUUAAUUUCACAAAUGAGAAACUGCAACAGCAUUUUAACCAGCAUGUUUUCAAAAUGGAACAAGAAGAAUACACAAAGGAAGCAAUUGAUUGGAGCUACAUUGAGUUUGUUGAUAACCAAGAUGUAUUAGAUCUUAUUGAGAAGAAACCAGGUGGAAUUAUUGCCCUCCUUGAUGAAGCAUGUAUGUUCCCAAAAUCAACACAUGAGACAUUCUCGAACAAGCUUUAUCAAACAUUCAAGAAUCACAAGCGCUUUGUGAAGCCGAAAUUGUCCCGCACAGAUUUUGCUAUCGCACAUUAUGCCGGAGAGGUUCAAUACCAAUCUGACCAGUUCUUGGACAAAAACAAAGACUAUGUCGUUGCCGAACACCAAGAUUUGUUAACUGCUUCCAAAUGUUCUUUUGUAGCGGGCCUUUUCCCUCAAUUACCUGAAGAGACUACAAAAUCUUCUAAGUUCUCUUCUAUUGGUUCACGCUUUAAGUUACAACUACAACAAUUGAUGGAAACUUUGAGUGCUACAGAACCUCACUACAUAAGAUGUGUGAAGCCUAAUAAUCUUCUUAUACCUGCCGUAUUCGAAAAUGCUAAUAUUUUGCAACAGUUACGUUGUGGGGGUGUUUUGGAGGCAAUCAGGAUAAGUUGUGCGGGAUAUCCUACUCGCCGUCCUUUCUUUGAGUUUACAAAUAGAUUUGGGCUUCUUGCACCAGAGGUGUUAGUAGGAAACUAUGAUGAAAAGGUUGCGUGCAAGAAGAUUUUGGAAAAGAAGGGGCUCAAAGGUUUCCAGGUAGGCAAAACGAAGGUAUUCUUGAGAGCUGGUCAGAUGGCUGAGUUAGAUUCACGUAGAACAGAAGUUCUUAGUAAUGCAGCAAAAUCUAUACAACGACGCAUACGAACUCAUAUUGCUCGCAAACAGUUUGUUGCACUGAGAGAGGCUACCAUUUAUGUGCAAUCAUUUUGCAGAGGUAGACUAGCCGGCAAAGUAUAUGAGAGAUUGAAAAGGGAAACAGCUGCUGUAAAAAUCCAGAGUAACACACGUAAACACCAAGCUGAAAAAGCAUAUAAAGCACUGCAGGUUGCAGUGCUUGUUGUACAAACAGGUCUACGUAACAUGGAAGCUCGUGAAAGAUUUGGAUUCAGAAGACAAACUAAAGCUGCAACCAUUAUACAGGUGCGGUGGCGCUGCCAUAAAGCUGCAUCCUACUUUAGGAAGCUUAAGCAGGGAACAAUUAAAGCACAAUGCAGAUGGAGGGGAAGAAUUGCAAAGAAAGAGUUAUGGAAACUUAAACAAGCUGCAAGGGAUACUGGUGCACUCAAGGAGGCAAAAGAUAAGCUUGCAAAGCAGCUUGAGGAACUCACAUGGCGAUUGCAACUUGAAAAACGUUUAAGGACUGACUUGGAAGAAACAAAAGCUCAGGAGAUAGCAAAGUUGCAGAACUCUUUGGAAGAUAUGCAGAAGAAAGUUGAAGAAACAAAUGCCGUUCUUGUCAAUGAACGAGAGGCUGCGAGAAAAGCAAUUGAAGAAGCCCCUCCAGUUAUCAAAGAAACUCCAGUUUAUAUUGAAGAUACCAAAAAAAUUGAUUCUCUAACCAAAGAAGUUGAAAGUUUAAAGGCUUCUCUGGAAAGUGAAAAGGAGGCUUCUAAUGAUUUGAGAAAGAAAUACUCUGAAGCACAGGAAUGUAGUGAAGAGAGAAGUAUAAAGUUAGAAGAAACAGAAAAAAGUGUUCAUCAACUACAGGAAUCUAUCCACAGGCUAGAAGAGAAGCUGAAUAGUUUAGAGUCAGAGAAUAAAGUUCUUCGUCAACAAUCUGUGUCGAUGGUACCAAAUAAAUUCCUUUCUGGACGCUCUAGAUCAAUCAUCCAGAGGAGUGAGAGUGGUCAUGUUUUUGGGGAUACUAAGAUGCACGUGGAUUUGCAUAGCCAUUCAUUUUCUGAAGUGGAUGACAAGCCACAGAAAUCACUUAAUGAGAAACAACAGGAGAAUCAGGAGUUGCUCAUUCGUUGUAUUGGACAGCACUUGGGCUUUGCAGGAAACAGGCCAAUAGCAGCCUGUAUCAUUUUCAAGUGCCUUUUGCAAUGGAGGUCUUUUGAAGUCGAGAGAACUAGCAUCUUUGACCGGAUAAUCCAGACUAUAGGUCAUGCUAUUGAGAAGAACCAGGAUAACAAUGACGUAUUGGCUUAUUGGUUGUCAAAUGCUUCAACCCUAUUACUGCCACUCCAACGUACAAUGAAAGCAAGUGGUCCCACUGAAAUGGCUCCUCUACGUCGCCGAUCAUCGUCAGCUGCUCUAUUUGGCAGGAUGUCACAGAGCUUCCGAGGAAGCCCUAAUGGAGUAAAUAUCUCCUUUGUGAAUGGUUUGCCUGGUGGAGUGGAGACCUUACGCCAAGUAGAAGCCAAAUACCCUGCUUUGCUUUUCAAGCAGCAACUCACUGCAUACGUGGAGAAAAUUUAUGGAAUGAUUCGGGAUAAUUUGAAGAAGGAGAUUUCACCGUUGCUUGGAUUAUGUAUUCAGGCACCUAGAACUUCCAGAGCGAGUUUAGUUAAGGGAUCAUCGCGAUCUAUUGCGAACACAGCAGCCCAGCAAGCUUUGAUUGCUCACUGGCAGGGAAUUGUGAAGAGUCUUGGGAAUUUCUUGAACACUUUAAAAGCCAAUCAUGUACCUCCAUUUUUAGUCCGUAAGGUGUUCACACAGAUAUUUUCUUUCAUCAAUGUUCAACUGUUUAACAGCCUUCUUUUAAGACGAGAAUGCUGUUCAUUUAGUAAUGGUGAAUAUGUUAAGGCCGGACUGGCUGAACUGGAGAAUUGGUGUUACAAUGCAACUGAUGUGUAUGCAGGUUUAGCUUGGGACGAGCUGAAGCAUAUUAGACAGGCCAUUGGAUUUUUGGUUGUCCACCUAAAGCCAAAGAAAACACUGGAUGAAAUAAGUCAUGACCUUUGCCCAGUGCUGAGCAUUCAGCAAUUGUAUCGGAUUAGUACAAUGUAUUGGGAUGACAAAUACGGCACGCAUAGUGUGUCUUCAGAUGUUAUAUCCAAAAUGAGGGUGUUAAUGACUGAAGAUUCAAAUAAUGCAGUCAGCAAUUCUUUUCUGUUGGAUGAUGAUUCCAGCAUACCGUUUUCAGUUGAUGACAUUUCCAAGUCCAUGGAACCAAUUGACAUCUCUGAUAUUGAACCUCCAGCACUGAUCCGUAAGAACUCGGGAUUUAGCUUUCUGCUGCCUCAAUCUAACUAAACCUAACACAGUUCCAUUUUGGCCACCCUCACUUCUGAAAAAACAUAGGUUAUUAGGUUUACAUUCUGAUCUUAUCCUUUUGUAAUUGUAGUCAGUUGUUCAAAUUUUCUCCCUUUUUUGAUCCAUAUUUUUGUUUUCAUAAGCUAAAAUCGUACUUUCUUCAUUAAGUAGAUGCUAUGGCACCUCAAACUCCAGCCAAACAUACCUGAGAAGAAAAAGAACUGAACUGAUAUUUUAAUGUUAUCGAUAUAUGGCAAUGGUGUGUAAUGUUAGCUGUU